AUGGUGGAAGAAGAGCCCUCUAAGCCUGUGGAAGAGGCGGAGAAUGUGGAGUUGGUGGAAGGAGAUCCUUCCAAAACUACUAAGGUAGGAAAGGAGCUCCAAUCAUCCAUAAAGGACAAAAAGGCGAAGUUCUUGAAAAGAAAUCUGGAUGUCUUUGCAUGGAUCCAUGAAGAUAUGCCAGGGAUUGAUGGAGAUGUGACAGAGCAUCUUCUCGAUGUCGACCUAAUGAAGAAGCCCGUCCAACAAAGGCAAGGGGUAUGGCCAGAUGAGCUACCUGGUGUCCUAUGGGCGUACAAGACGACGGUGAGGACCCCUGCAGGGGAGACACCUUUUAAGCUAGCCUAUGGAAGUGAAGCAGUCAUACCUGCGGAAGUGCAUAUGGCUAACCAUAGGGUGAUGUCAUAUCAGGAUAAGGAUAACGAGGAGCAACUCCGUUUGAACCUCGAUCUUAUAGACGAGGUGAGGGCAGAUGCAGAGCACAGGGCAGCGAAGUACAAGAACCUCAUGGCUAGGCAAUAUGAUGCAAUGGUGAAGCCAAGACGUUUUAACAUAGGAGAUCUCGUCCUGAGAAAGGUCUCUUUGGCAACCAAAAACCCAGCUCAUGGGAAAUUGGGCCCCAAUUGGGAAGGACCCUAUAGAGUCAUCAACUUUAAAAGGCAAGGAUCCUACUACUUGGAGGCCCUGGACAGGAGAAAAUUGGAACAUCCUUGGAACGUGGAGCACCUGAAGAGGUACUAUCAGUAA
Quercus lobata is the source of this 744-nucleotide messenger RNA. RefSeq lists its product as uncharacterized. NCBI's taxonomy places the organism in Eukaryota, Viridiplantae, Streptophyta, Magnoliopsida, Fagales, Fagaceae. Gene Ontology annotation, molecular function: nucleic acid binding. The coding region runs from base 1 to 744 and encodes 247 amino acids. The record is from RefSeq and is a predicted model, not a curated record. The transcript is spliced from 2 exons.